Molecule: messenger RNA, 1099 nt
Organism: Notolabrus celidotus (New Zealand spotty)
Lineage: Eukaryota; Metazoa; Chordata; Actinopteri; Labriformes; Labridae
Gene: ppp1r3db
Product: protein phosphatase 1, regulatory subunit 3Db
Exons: 2
Coding region: 1-963 (320 amino acids)
Biological process (GO): regulation of glycogen biosynthetic process
Cellular component (GO): protein phosphatase type 1 complex
Molecular function (GO): glycogen binding; protein phosphatase 1 binding
Source: RefSeq, a predicted model, not a curated record
AUGACUGACUUGAUUGAGAGGGUGUCCGAUGUGAGGAUCAUGGCUGGGGCACGUGAGAAGUGGCAGCAGAAAGAUUCUGGUGAAAGGACUGGGACCCAGCCUCAGUUCAUCAACACCUCCAGAGGUAUAUUCACGCCUAAAAUCACCACCAUUCGUCUGCGAGACAUUUAUGAUCCUAAGCCUCCACCUCUUAAAGUUCCAGUUCGGAUUCGGCCCCCAGGUCCAAGACCUCCUUCUGCAAAGGAGCUCAAUUUAAAACAAAGCAUGCCCAGUGAUCCUCCAACAAAGACCAUCAUGAGGAGAAGAACUCAGUCUCUUCCUCCUCCAACAAUGAGGAAGAAAGAGCUCAGGAGCCUGCAGGUGCGCUUUGUGGACUCACUGGGACUUGAGUUAGAAGAGGUCAAGGUCUUUAAGGCUAAAGAGCACCCAUUAAUACCCCCUCAUGUAAUGUUUAGGCUACUGAUGAGUUCUGAACUUGCUUUUGGGAAGUCAUUGGAGCUGUCCUUGCCUUACUUCAAACCUUGUUUCCCUGAGAAUAUGGGGACUGAUCCUGACUUUCUAAAGAGGCUCAGUACUCAGGGUGUGUGUCUGGAACAGGUCCUGUGUUCAGAGCAGGGGAUCACAGGCACCAUACAGGUACUUAAUUUAGCUUAUGAGAAAAAGGUCACAGUUCACUAUUCUUUCACCAACUGGAGAACACACACAGAAACGACAGCAUCAUGGCUGUCGAGCAGAUAUGGAGGAGACUGCAAUGAUCCACAGACAGAUGUCUUCAGGUUUCGUCUGCCUGUGCCGCCCUUCAUCCUGCAGCCAGGAGCUCUUUUAGAGUUUGCCGUCUGCUACUUGGUGACAGGAUGUGAGUACUGGGACAACAACAAUGGACAAAACUACAAAAUGUCAUGCCACAGCUACAAGGUGACUGUGCCGAGGGAGUGUGAGGACAGCAUGCUGCACUUUACCUGAGAGUCCACCUGGGGGAGCUGGGACACCAGAUUGCAGACUACAAUCAAAGCCGGUACUGCUUCCUGUUUCCAUUUACUUAUAAAUAACAACGAUUAAAUGCAAAUGAUGCACUUAUGUACAUUCUACUUUAGCAGCU